Triticum dicoccoides is the source of this 1254-nucleotide messenger RNA. Its product is annotated as E3 ubiquitin-protein ligase SINA-like 2. The transcript is spliced from 3 exons. The record is from RefSeq and is a predicted model, not a curated record. The coding region runs from base 163 to 1254 and encodes 363 amino acids. Gene Ontology annotation, cellular component: cytoplasm. NCBI's taxonomy places the organism in Eukaryota, Viridiplantae, Streptophyta, Magnoliopsida, Poales, Poaceae. Gene Ontology annotation, molecular function: zinc ion binding; ubiquitin protein ligase activity.
CAACUACCAAUUCCAUGACUUUUUGUUAGUGCAUCGCGUGGAACAGAUGAAAGGAGCAGUGAGAUUGUGUUGAUCAAUAGGUUUGGAUCUCGGUUUGCGUCUGUGAUUCUAGCAGUACACACCAGGAAAGAUAGUGCGGGCACCUUGGAAUUUUGUUGGCAAAUGGCGAUCAACGGUAGUAGCUCCAGCAAAAGAAAAGUUGAACCGCAGCAAGAGGGGGAGAGCAGCUCCAAGAAGCUGAAUGUCACCGUGGGGUUGGAGACCCUUGACUGUAGUAUCUGCUCUGCGCCCCUCAGGCCUCCGAUAUUCCAGUGCUCUGUGGGGCAUUUCAUAUGCUCCUCGUGCCGUGAAUGCGAGGAUCAACUAGACCACAAGUGCUCCACAUGCUCUGUCAAAACUUCCUACAAGCGCUGCUUUGGAAUGGAACAUGUCGCCCAGUCAGUCACAGUUGCUUGCUCCAAUGACAAGUACGGAUGUGCGGAGAAGUUCACCUACUACAAGAAAGAAGAACACGAGAAAGCAUGCCCGAAUGCCCCAUGCUUCUGCCCAGAGUCCGGUUGUCAAUUCGCUGGGCCAACAAAGAUGCUCCUGAACCAUUUCACUACCCAGCACAAGUGUCCAUCUACAAAACUACCAAACUCUGGCACGGUGUCUCUCCACCUGAAACCGGGCUUACAUGUUCUGCAAUGCACCGGCACCAGCUACUUUAUCUUGCUCAGCAUGGCAUCGAAGCCUUUUGGACAUGCCAUCUCAGUCGUCUGCGUCCAACCAAACGUUAUGGAAUUCAGGUUCGCAUGUACUAUGAGCUAUGACUGCCUAACGACCGGCUGCUGUGGAAGUACAAGCUGCCACAUAAGGAGCUCUUCGCUCUCUGAUGGGCUUCCGACAGUGUAUGACUUGAUACUUCCCAAGGGAAAGGUUUCUGAUGAUGAAAACAGCAUUGUGCUCAAAGCCACCAUUCGUCGUCAACCAUUAGGUCUCAGCAGAUCUUGUUUUCGAGAAAUGGGUCCGACUCCUGCACUUGAACGAAAUCCCGAUACUUGUGAUGAGGAGGAGGAGGAGGAGGAGGAGGAGGAGGAUCAUGAGGAAGAGGAGGAGCAUAAUGAGGAAGAGUUGGAUGAUGAUCAUGAGGACGAGGAUGAUGAUGAUGAUGAUGAGGAGGAGGAGGAGGAGGAGGAUAAUGAAGAAGAGUUGGAUGAUGAUCAUGAGGACGAUGGUGAUGAUGAUGAGGAGGAGGAGGUGGAUGAGGACUAG